Molecule: messenger RNA, 309 nt
Organism: Exophiala bonariae
Lineage: Eukaryota; Fungi; Ascomycota; Eurotiomycetes; Chaetothyriales; Herpotrichiellaceae
Exons: 2
Coding region: 1-309 (102 amino acids)
Biological process (GO): intra-Golgi vesicle-mediated transport
Source: RefSeq, a predicted model, not a curated record
AUGUCAGACGCUUACGCCCGCGAAGAGCAAAAUAAUGCACUCCUCGCCUCGCUAUCACAAAAGACCUCGGCGCUGAAACACAUCACACUCGACAUCUACGACAAUGCACGCAGCCAAGAUACGCUGGACAAUACGAACGAGGUCUUCAGCAAUAUGAGCACGAGCAUCAAGGGCAGCGCGGGCCGCUUGACCCGCAUGGCCAAACAGGGCGACAAAAUGGCUGUCUUGAAACUCGCCGGCAUACUUAUUGUGGCCCUGCUGUUGAUAUAUUACGUCGGGGGCUGGAUCUGGGGAUUGUUGUUUGGGUAG